Molecule: messenger RNA, 2400 nt
Organism: Podospora bellae-mahoneyi
Lineage: Eukaryota; Fungi; Ascomycota; Sordariomycetes; Sordariales; Podosporaceae
Exons: 2
Coding region: 357-1994 (545 amino acids)
Source: RefSeq, a predicted model, not a curated record
UCCAUGUUUAUCGCGGCCAUUGCUAACCAGAAGGCCAUUGCCAUAGCUAUCGCACCUGGUUGAUGAACCGAGCCCUCACACCCUGAAGAGGCCAGUCUUACCUCGUAUCAUACAUAGUGCUCCUGGGUUGUUCUGAUCCAAAUCAACACCAGCCCAGUGGUUAAUGUCCCUUGCCUGUUUCUUUUAGCUCUGUGUAGCACCUUAUGUAGCAGAGAAAAUCAGCCACGGCACGGCCCCUUGUGCGAUCCACUCCUAUCUUAGCGGUGAUUGCUUUUGACCGACCAACUCUAUCCCGUCUCAUUUAUUUUCUCCCUAACAACCUCCUCUCACCCCAAACACCACUCACCAGCCCCAUCAUGGAUCCCUAUUCAAUGCAGCCAUCCGCCAAACGGCAGCGUGCUAACACAGUUGAUGACGAUGCUGGGUCAGACGCCAAUCAGCACGCUAACCCUCAAUACUACCAAACAUAUCAAUAUUCUCAAGCACCGGCCUACUCACAGGCACCUCAGUAUGCCCAAGCUCAGCCUCAACAGGCUCAAACCCAGUACUACCAGUCUUCCCAAUAUGCCCAGAACCCACAGUACCGUCAAACCUCACAAGACUUGACAGGGUUUGGGUACCCUCGGGCGUCCCCGUACCAGGCUGCACAGUACGCCCAGGCUGCACAGUAUUCCCAGUACCCUCAGUACAUGCACGCUUCGCAGGCCUCGCAGACUUCUAUCUACGCCGCUCAGUAUAGUCAACAGGUGCAUCAGGCUCAGCAAGCCCAUCAGGCCCAUCAGGCUCAGCAGGCACAACAAGCUCAGCAGGUGCAACAGGCACAGCAGGCUCAGCAGGCUCAGUAUGUUCAACAGCUUCGGCAAGCUCAUCAUGCUCAACAGGUUCACCAAGCUCAACAGGUUCACCAAGCUCAACAAGCCCAGCAACAGGCUCAACAAGCCCAGCAACAGGCUCAACAAGCCCAGCAACAGGCUCAACAAGCCCAGCAAGCUGAGCAACAGGCUCGACAGGCGCAACAGGUCCGACAGGCGCAACAGGCCCAGCAAGCCCAGCGGGCUCAACAAGCUCAGCAGGCUCAACAGGCAUCCCAAUCUCCGCACACUUCACAGGCUGCUCAUAAUUCACCAGCGUCUGGAGCUCCGACGGAAUCGCGGACGCCCCUGACCUUCCAGGCCCUCCUUCAAGACAGGGCCUCUCGCACCCCUCAAGAAGAUUCCCGGGGUCCCGGUAGUCAUCUAACUCUGGACGACGUCAGCCCCAUGUUGCCUAGGUCCACCGAGGCCGAGCUCAGCAAAAUAAUCACCAGUCUUGACCUUCUUGCGGCCCAAAAGUUUCUUGUUGUUGCGGCCCAAAUGCAUCCGGAUAUCGGUUACAUGAUUGCCGAUUAUGGCAAGACGAGUGACCAACCAGUACCGCCGGCCCCAACCAAAGAACCAGUCAAGCUUUCAGUGGAAACCGUAGUCUAUGAGCAGGAUUAUGAUGUAAACAACGAGUACGACGACGAACGCGAUGACGAAGACGACAACCAGCGCAACGCCCAGGGCACCUCCCUGAACUUUGAUCAUCUGGCUGAAGAAGCCCACUACAUCCUCAACGUCAAGUACGACCGUUUGAACGCACGCCAGCAAUAUGAUCGGUCAGGCGACGCGGCUGAAAGCCUAGAACGAUGUGUUGUCAAGAUCCUCAACCAGGUCAAGAAGAAUCCCGACUAUGGCACCAAGCUCAGUGGGGUGACAAACCUCUGGAAGAUAAUCUGGUAUCUUCUUACUUCGCCAGGCGCGUUGGCUCAUGAGAUUAAGAAGGACAGCCAGGACUGGGAUCAGCAAUUCGUGAAGCUUCACAAGUUUAUGAGCAAAGACGACAUGGAGAGGCUCAAGGUCCAGGACGUGGACGGGAAGAGGUGGCCUGAGAAGGCGAAGGAGUUGGCGGACGAGGCGGAUGCUUAUGGUCUCUUUGAGGAGAUAAGGGAGGUGUUGGAUCUGCUGCAGAUGUGAGCGGGCAAGGUGCAAUGGGGUAAGUUGUUCACAUAUACAGACGCGGUAGGUAAUAUUGGUUGUGUUGGGUUUCCAUCUCUGAGGUGCUUGCCACUGUAACCGUUUUUCUUGGGUAGGUAGGUAGGUUGCUCGCCUGUGGUUGCUCUUCUGAUCUCCCACCUUUUCAGCUUGUAGCGCCUGGCUUGAGAUGGUCUUGUCCAGCGGUCAACCGAUUUCCACUUUAACGCGUCAAUCUAACGCGAAACAUGAUCAACCGGUCCCGCCCUUGCCCGGCCAACGAAGCUUCGGGCAAUGGUAGGACCCCUGCUCACCUAUUUAUGUGUACUUCAACAUCAACAUCAAUCAACCAAUAUCUCCUCCCUCACCUUUUGUCUUUUUGUUGUGCCUUUGAUCUGAUAUACCCUCA